Lathyrus oleraceus (garden pea) is the source of this 549-nucleotide messenger RNA. RefSeq lists its product as uncharacterized. NCBI's taxonomy places the organism in Eukaryota, Viridiplantae, Streptophyta, Magnoliopsida, Fabales, Fabaceae. The record is from RefSeq and is a predicted model, not a curated record. The transcript has a single exon. The coding region runs from base 1 to 549 and encodes 182 amino acids.
AUGCAAUCGGUCAAAGAUUUUUCUAAGCUUAUAUGGGUAAAAUUUGAGAUGAAUCUAAUGAGGGAGUUGAAUUACUUUCUCGGACUUCAAAUCAAGCAGCUCAAAGAAAGGGCAUUUGUGUGUCAAACUAACUAUCAAGAGUUGUUUAAACGCUUCAAAAUGGUAUAUGCAAAGUCAAUUGACACUCCAAUGCCCACAAAUGAAAACUUGGUCAAGGAUGAAAACGGUAAGGAUGUUGAUGUCAAAAGGUAUAGAGCUAUGAUUGGAUCACUCUUAUAUCUUACUGCAUCUAGGCCUGACAUUAUGUUUAGUGUAUGCAUGUGCGCUCGAUAUCAAUCCGCUCCUAAGGAAUCAUAUUUAAAAGUUGUAAAGCGCAUCCUUAGAUACCUUCAUGGUACAUCUAAGGAUGAGCUUUGGUUUUCCAAAGGUAUAGAUUGUAAUUUGGUUGGUUACUCUGAUUCCGAUUUUUUCGGUUGCGAAUCUAAUAGUAAAAGUACUAGUGAAACUUGCCACGUAUUUUCAAACUCCAUAGUUAGUUGGCAUAGCUAG